Messenger RNA from Bemisia tabaci, 4089 nucleotides. RefSeq names its product SCY1-like protein 2. Lineage: Eukaryota; Metazoa; Arthropoda; Insecta; Hemiptera; Aleyrodidae. Gene Ontology annotation, biological process: protein phosphorylation. Gene Ontology annotation, molecular function: protein kinase activity; ATP binding. The record is from RefSeq and is a predicted model, not a curated record.
CAUUAUUAUUGUUUUGGGUUUUUUCGUCCUCGUCUCAUGUUGUUUUGAGAUCUAAAGACUUCAAAAACUCCUCAAUAUUUCUCAGUUUUAAUCAAAUUUCUCGUACUUAAGAUUGUUAAGUAGUCAAUGCUUUAAUAUUUUGUUCAUAUGUUUUUUGUGAGUCCUCUGUGGGAGUUUCACAACUUGUGAUCUCCAGCAUGGCAACUUGAUCUCUUCUCAUCUUUCACUAGUCAGUGCAUCUGUUUUUUGAGUAGUUCUUCCUGUUUUUCAGAUGAAGUAAAAUGGAUGUUUUGAAUAAAUUUUGCUCAACGGUCAGCAGCACUGUUUCUCAGUUAUCAGCGGCUUUACCUGGGAAUCCAGUCACUAGAGAAUUUGAAGCCACAGAGCAUAUUGCCAGUGUUGGUCAAGGUCUCCUGUGGAAAGUUUACAGUGGCUACAAGAAAUCUACCAGGCAGGAAGUUUCAAUUCUAGUUUUGGAAAAGAAGCAGCUAGAAAGAUGGCAGCGAAACGAGAGAGAAAUUAUUUUAGAAACUCUGAGAAGAGGCAUUGCACAACUAACGCGGUUGAGGCAUCCUCAAGUUUUGGUUGUAUGUCAUGCUCUUGAAGAGUCUCGGGACAGUUUAGCUUUUGCCACCGAACCCAUUCUUGCCAGUUUAGCAAAUGUGUUGGGUGUCCAUGAAAAUAUGCCAACACCACUACCAGCGCAGUUGAAAAAUUAUAAGUUACUGGAAAUUGAGGUCAAAUAUGGUUUACUACAGAUUGGAGAAGGACUUGCCUUCCUACAUAAUGAUGCUAAAUUACUGCACCGCAAUAUAUGCCCAGAAAAUAUCAUAAUUAACCAACAAGGAGCUUGGAAAUUAUUUGGUUUUGAAUUUUGUGCUCCUAACUCUAGUGACAAGCAUGAUAUGGCGUGUGCCUUUCGCAGUGAUUUACCACCAAUUGCCUCACCCAACAUUGAUUACAUUGCGCCAGAGUGUGUGACAUCAGAGACGCAAUCAUCCGCCAGCGAUGUUUUUUCUUUGGGUAUUCUAACGUAUGCAGUACACAAUGAUGGCCGCCCCCUAUUUUCACCAUCUGACAUUCAUGGCUAUCGAAGAAACAUGUCUGAGCUCAAGAGCCUGCCAUCAUCCAAACUCAUCAACAUACCCCCAGGUCUCCGAGAUGUGGUCAAAUUGAUGCUUAGCACAACACCAGAGUUGCGACCUGAAAUUCAUGACUUUAUCAAAGUUGACUUUUUUGAAGACGUUGGUGUGAAAACUCUGAAUUAUUUGGACUCACUUUUCCAAUGGGACAAUCUUCAAAAAUCUCAGUUUUAUAAAGGUCUUCCGCAAGUUAUUGAAAAAUUACCUCACAGAGUGUGUAUUUACAGAAUAGUGCCCUGUCUAGUUAAAGAAUUUGUUAACCCUACAAUGGUUCCAUUUGUUCUACCCAAUGUCCUAUCAAUCGCAGAAUCAAGUACAAAGGAAGAAUUUGUCCACCAUAUCCUCCCGCACUUGAAACCAGUCAUGAAAUUACAGGAACCAAUUCAAACACUAUUGAUUUUCAUGCAGAAAAUGGAAUUGCUUUUGAAUUUGACACCAGCAGAUGAAAUUAAGUCAGACGUGUUACCAAUGCUUUAUCGAGCUUUAGAGUCGGAUGUACAGCAGAUACAAGAGCUGUGUCUUGCAGCCCUACCGACUUUUGCUAGUCUCAUCGAUUAUCCUUCAAUGAAAAAUGCCCUUUUACCUAGAAUUAAAAGGCUGUGUGUGUCUACAUCGUAUAUUUCCGUUCGCGUCAACUGUCUUGUCUGUCUUGGAAAACUGUUAGAGUUCCUAGACAAAUGGCUCGUUCUUGACGAAGUACUUCCUUUCCUACCACAGAUUCCAUCUCGAGAACCAGCAGUUCUUAUGGGCAUUUUAGGUAUCUACAAACUAGUUCUAAAUCACAAAAAAAUGACAGUUUCUAAGGAAGUAAUGGCAACAAAAAUCAUUCCCUUUUUAAUGCCCCUCAGUAUUGAGAAUUCCUUGACCUUAAAUCAAUUUAACGCUUUAAUCUCUAUCAUAAAAGAGAUGGUAAAUAGGGUGGAAGCCGAGCACCGUGUGAAAUUAGAACAGUUGAAUUCAAUCCAAAGCCAGCAGUCAGCAAUGAAUCCCUCCUCCAAAGCAUCACAGAAUGUCUCAUCUGCUGAGCCUUUUUCCCUGGAACAAAUUUUAGGAAUGAAUGGAAAUCAACAAAAAUCCGAUGACAAUAAAUUUAAAAGUAACACCAGUGAAACCCUAACGUUUCAAGAUAAACAAAGACUCGUGCAACAGCAGGAUGUUCAGAAGAGGUUACAAAGUGAACCGGUUCUAAGCCCGACUCCAGCACCACAGAAAGCACCCCCUCAAGUCAGAGAUUUGACUGCUAGUUUAAUAGAAAACAAUUUAUCCCAAAUGUCUUUUUCUCAACAUUCCAACCCUCCCCAAUCCAAUUUUCCCUCAAAUCAAAGUACAAUGAAUCUGGGUUCAACGGGCUUUAGUUCUUUCUCUCAGACACCGGCGUUGCUUCCUGCAACACAACCAGCAUUCAUGUCUUCGCAAAUGAGACCACAAGCUACCAGCUCUCAGUUCCCAUCCUUACCAAAUCUACCCCAAAACAAUCUUAGUCAACCUGGGUUUAAUUUCUUGUCCAUGAAUGCAACGGCCCAGUCUCCCCUAAAUUCUUCAAUGAUUUCACCCAUGAAUACAUUCCCAUCCAUUAAGUCAACUCCAUCUAUGUCUAUGAAUAAUACUUUCCUAAAUAACUCUAUGAAUUCGCAGCCUACUAAACCAUUGUCCUCCUCUGAAAUUGACGAUUUUUUGAGUUAACCAUCACUUGAUCUAUUUAUUUCUAGUUGAUUUGCACAGCUUUUGCUUAUUUUUUUUUUUUUUUUUUAGUAUUGUAUUAUUCUCAGACUAAUGUUCAUGAAGCUUGUCAGUUUUUGUUUUUUUUUUCAAUGUUUUUGUGAUCUUUUCUAAUUUUGCUGUGAAUCUGUCAGCAAACUCAUCAGUUUUAAGUGGACAUGCAUUUUUAACAAAUCAUUGUGUUCUUCCUUGUAUGCUCGGAUACAGACUAUGCCAUCACGACUAUCCUUGCAAAAUUCAAGAGAGCAUGUGUUAUGAGCUCUUUAGUAAAAUUGUAUAAAGUUCAAAACUGUCUGUAUUUUCUCCCAUGUGGCUGUGUUGAGGUCAUGUACGUAAACAAAACUGAAAAAAGUUUGAAGUAACACAAGAUAUCACAUUCAUUUUACGUACUUAAAAACAUUUUCAGGUCUUCAGCUUGCAAACAUAGAAGGUUAAUUUUUUUCAUAGAAAAAAGAGACUUCACUAACAGAAGUGAGAGCUUUAUGAGGACCUAUACCCAAGUUGUUCCUUUUGAGAUUGGCUAUUUUUACACCCCUUUUUUCCAAAUCCAUGACUUUUUAACUAAUUUAAAAUUUGAGGGCUGAGUUAUGUCAAUGUGAUUUUCAUUACAAUGUAAAUGGUAGAACCUAAAUUAGUAGCUCUAUGUAGAGAAGUAAACUCCGUUUUAGUUAAACAAAUUUAUUUUUUAACAAUCGAGCUCCCCAAAAUAUCAACCAUCUGCAGACAUAAACAGUUUUUUUUUUUUUUACCCAUAUUUGCUUCAAUGAAACAGACAUAGCCAGAGGUUGCAUUUCUGUUGGUGUGGUCUAUUUAUUCAAUAAUUUUUUACUAUUCAAAAGCAGUCCUUAUUACAAAUUUGUUUCAGCCUGAAAGAUAAUAUCAUAGCAACUGCUUAGUUCCUCUAGAGCAUAUCUCGAGUUUUAUGUCUAAAGAAUCCUCUCAGGAUCUGGAAAUUCCUCUGUUCGUGGUCAAAAUUCUUGCAUAAGCUGUAAUUUUAAGCUUUCCUAAAAUUGUCUGCUUUUUCGUCAGUAUACGUUUCCUUUUUGCCAAAAGGCAAUUAACAUCCUAAAAGAUUUCUAAUCAUCGGGACCCUUUUAAUUUAUCUCUGAUGGCUUUUGUACUUUUUUUUUUAUUUAUUUAUUCAAUUUAUCUUAAGUGUCUUUGUAAUUUUACAAUCCUGUUAUUCCAAUCACUGAAUACCAUUCCAAUAAAUAACCACUGUUAUCCA